Molecule: messenger RNA, 596 nt
Organism: Papaver somniferum (opium poppy)
Lineage: Eukaryota; Viridiplantae; Streptophyta; Magnoliopsida; Ranunculales; Papaveraceae
Exons: 2
Coding region: 30-362 (110 amino acids)
Source: RefSeq, a predicted model, not a curated record
UUUCUUCUAUAGUCACUGCUGAUGUUCAAAUGACAAAAGGAGUAGGAGAUACAAAUAUUGGAAAAGAAGAUCUGUUUAAGCGUAUAUUGGUGUUUUUGAUGGCAUUUCGGAAUGUGAAUGAACUGAUGUUAUCGUCGGAUUUCCUUCAGCCGGAUUCUGAAGAUGAUGUUGAAGUGGUGUUAUCAGGGUCGUGCAUAUUGUCUCAUCUUAAAUAUAUCGAAAUGAGAGAAGUCAAAGGAUGUAAUAAUGAACUUAUAUUUCUGGAAUUUGUACUGAAGAAAUGCCUUAGUUUUGGAGGAAAUGGUUUUGUAUUUCUGCGGCGCUGGGAGCUAACCCUCAACGAAUACAAGAGGCGUACCUGAUAAACUGAAUGUAAUGAAGAAGUUCAGUGAGAAGAUAAAAGCACUUCCAAGAGUUUCUUCAAGUUUGAUAAUGCUCUUCUGUUGAUUUUGUUAAGAUCUUAUUAAGUAAUUUGCAAGUUAGUUUGACAUCGAAAAACUCGUGUGCUCUGAUAUCGAAAAACAUGUAUUGCUUUGUUUCUAGGGAAUAGUUAAUUUGCAUGUUGGGAUAUCCAAAAAUCUAAAACCUUGCAUCUG